This is a messenger RNA of Colletotrichum lupini, 402 nucleotides long. Its product is annotated as transcriptional regulator. The record is from RefSeq and is a predicted model, not a curated record. The coding region runs from base 1 to 402 and encodes 133 amino acids. Lineage: Eukaryota; Fungi; Ascomycota; Sordariomycetes; Glomerellales; Glomerellaceae. The transcript has a single exon.
AUGUUCAUCCCAUCACCACACGCGGAAACACGUAUCAGCACCUUACAACAGCUGAUUCGAGAGAACCCCCUCGGUGUCCUCACCACCGCCAUUCCAUCAGAUGCCCAUCCUCUCAUCCUUGCUAGCCACAUCCCCUUUGUCUUGGACGUCGAAGACGAGACGAGUGAUGAGGACCUCGGCCGGUUGAGGGGCCACCUAGCCCGCCAAAAUCCACAAAGCAAAGCAAUGAUCGAAGCUGUCCAAUCUGCCGGUACUGAAUCAACGACACUCGAUCAGGAGGUUCUCGUGCUAUUCACGGCUGCACCUCAUCAUUAUGUCACACCCAAGUUCUACACCGAGACGAAGCCCACGACUGCCAAAGUUGUCCCCACUUGGAACUACGCCGCUGUCCAGGCACACUGA